Messenger RNA from Musa acuminata subsp. malaccensis (wild Malaysian banana), 1731 nucleotides. RefSeq lists its product as uncharacterized. Lineage: Eukaryota; Viridiplantae; Streptophyta; Magnoliopsida; Zingiberales; Musaceae. The record is from RefSeq and is a predicted model, not a curated record. Gene Ontology annotation, molecular function: RNA binding.
CGAUCGAUUCGUUUCGAGGCUGGAGCCUGAUCCCAUCCUUCCUCUCUGAUUCUUCGAUCUCUUUCUUGGAUUCCCUCAAAUCUCUGAGAAAGAUCUCUUCUUGGUCGUCCCUGUUGCCCGGUCUCCGCUGCAAACCCUUAAAGCUAGGGUUUUUCCAUGCCCUAGCUAGGGUUUCGGCGGUUGAUCCGGUUCCUCCUUCCAAGUUGCCUCUUUCUGGCUGGAAUUCUGGUUCUUGAGGGUGAUCGUCCGAUGGCCUUUCACCACGCGGGGCCUGGUUCGGCAUCCGGAUCAGCGUCGAGCUCCAGCUCCGGGUUCCACUUCCCGAAUUCCCUUUUCGGGGACACCACGUACACGAAAGUCUUCGUUGGGGGCCUUGCGUGGGAGACCAAGAGCGAGACGUUGCGCCGCCACUUCGAGCAGUUCGGUGAGACCCUUGAGGCCGUCGUGAUCACCGACAAGAACACCGGCAGGUCGAAGGGUUAUGGUUUCGUGACUUUUCGAGACCCUGAAUCUGCAAGAAGAGCAUGUGCAGACCCUAGCCCAGUUAUCGAUGGCAGACGUGCGAACUGUAACUUGGCUUCACUUGGGCGAUCUCGCCCUUUUCUUCCAUUUGGCGUGCGCCCGAGGUCAGGCCUUUACCUUGGAGGUAUGUCAGUCCAGCGAGGGCCAUAUGUUGGAAGCCCCGCUCAUCAACAACCUGUUCCAUUCAGCUACCAAGAAGGGUUACCAUAUGCUGCAUAUAGUUACAAUCUCUAUGGGCCGGAGUAUGUCUAUCCACAGUCUCUUUUGCAGAAUGCAUACAAUCCUUAUACAGGGCAGCCUUAUGUUCAAGUUUAUGGUUUUCCUGGAGCUAUAAACACAUCUAUUUACCCAUUUGAUCAAUUUGGCCAGCCUAUUCCACCUGGUUAUACGGCAAUGCAUGGCUACACACUGCCAACUCAACCAAUUGUGCAAUUGGGUGGACCAAAUGUCAAUGGAAUGGCAAGUGCACCUCGACCUGUUAUUCAGUCACCCUAUCCAGCUGGAUUAGCAGCCCCAAUUCCAGCACAACCACAUGUCAUAGUUCCUGCUCAGUCUCCACAGUUUAUGCAGGGCAGCAGUUCAGAUCAAACGACAGUUUAAAUGUGCAUCAUGAUAUCAUCUUGAGGUUGUCCUAGUUAUGAUCAGUUGCAAAAAGCCAUUAAGUUGCUCCGAUGGAGGGAGCUGAAAGCACAAGAGCAUGGGUUGCUCUUUGUUGCACAGUGUCUGUAAAGUCUCUUGCCCUGCUGGAAGUUGUGAAGUCUGGUGGAGCAAGAAUACCUGGAUGUCAAAAUUGCAUCCUACAACCUGUAUGAUAGAUUCUGGAUGUCAGAGUUGGAGUCUGACAACCGAGAGGGAAGCUAAAUUGUAUCAUGGGAUCCAAGUGUUACUGCCACAUAUAUAGACAGAUGAAGACAUGUUGCUCAUGCAAAGUUCAACUUCAGUGUAAUGAGUAACGGAUUUGUAUGAUUCGCAACAUUAGUUUCCUACAGUGUCCUUCAUUUAGCAGAAGAACCCUAAUGGUACUAAACAGUACAUGAUCAAAUAAAAGGUCUCAAAGGCAUGGAAACAAACCAGAUGGUUCAGUUCAAUUUCCAACACAUUUCUUAUCAGCAAUAUCAUGUCAUGCAUCCACUCAAUUGAAACCAAGCUUUUCAAGGCAUAUAUAAAUGUAGUCCCUGAAACAAUAUUGCAGUGCUGUUUUUUCGAGUA